GAGCACUCCUGACGCUGAUGCAUGACCCCCCACGGCACCAUCCUGCACCAGACCCUUGACUUUGACGAGUUCAUCCCACCCAUCCCUCCACCACCCUACUACCCCCCAGAGUACACCUGCACCCCGGUGAUGGACGGACAGAGGUAUCGCAACACAACAUCACACAACAAAACAGAACAAACACAACAUACCACAACACAACACCUGGACCCCGGUGAUGGGCGAACAGAGGUACCACAGCAAAGCAACAAAACGCAACACCUGCACCUCGGUGAUAGACGUACAGAUGUACUGGCUGCAGCACAACACUCUGACCUCCUAACAACCUCCCACCAGACAGAGUGUUGGCUGACCAACAUAGCCCUCUCCUCUACAGCUGGUUUACAACAUUACAGUGAUGCCUGUUUGAAUGACUGGCUGUAGCAUCUCCUUUGGCACCUGUCACAUUGGGUUUGAUAUAGACUCGCGUUGCCAUACCGCCAAAAUCAUGUCAUUGUCAUGCCUGGAGAAUUUUGUAUUGCAAAAACGGUUAGAUUUUGAUUGGCUGUUACAUUUCAAGAACCCUCCCCCCACACACCCGUAGUGCACUUUUUCAAAUGAUCAAGUGUGGCCGACAGGCUGCGAUUUAUAUUUGUUGAAAUUGAAAGUGGAGUACGCUGGUUAAGUCAAACGUCACAACACGUUCUAAACUGCUCUGUCGACAAACACACUUUUUACCUUGUCUCCAUUCGUCCAUAUGGCUGCUGGCUGCGCUUUGCUACAACCGAAAAAUCUUGCCCAUUAUUAUUAAAGAUAAGGGCUGAAAAAACGGAGGCAGUGGGAGAACCUAUUGAAGUAAGUAAAUAUAUUUUUAAAUGUUAAAAAACUAUGUAUUACACUACUAGUAGGCCACUGUAGGCUAACUCAACUGAGCUGCUAGGUAGCAAGCUAACUUUACACACUGUUUAGCUAAGUGAAUUCAAUGUCAUCAUCUAGCUAACUUUCUAUUAGCUAACUACAGUAUCUUGAUGUAAUCAUUGUAAAUUAAAAACAGUCUCCAAAUGCAUUUGUAGAUAACAGCCAUGGAAGAGGCUGAAAUUGCAGCUCCAGCUUUCAGUAAAGGGAGAGUAUAGGCUACUGGACAGGGCAGGUAACCUUGUGGGAGAACAUUAUGAAAAGAUUAUCCAGUUCCAGUCCAAAGAGGGAAAAACUUUGAGGACAGAGAGAUAAUAGCAACAUAAUGUUCAGUGCUGACUAAUUUCAGUAUAAAGAAGCCUGUUUCUUUGUGAUGUUUUCUGUCCUCAGAUAUGGAAAGCUGUGAAAGCCUGUCUGCAGAUGAAGAGAGAGGUCUAAUGAAUGUCCCAAGAGACUAAUCGUGCAUUUCCAUACAGGAUUUAUCCCAGUGUUUUACCUAAAAGGCUCAGACUUUUCUGUUUCCAUCCACGUGGGCCGGCACCUGUGUCUGGGCCAUGGCUCUGGUGGACCUGCUCUCACUUGGGGCCAAAGCCAGGCCACUGGUACUUUUCAGCCUACAUUUACAAAACAAUGGCUAUCGUUAACACCUUCUCACACAGCAAUUGUGUAUACCAGCGGUAUUUUUGUAAACAACAUGUGCUAACAUAGGUAGGCCUACCUAUAUCACAUGGGUUAUUUAUGUGUAGGCCUACCUAUGUUAGCACAUGUAUACAAAAAACACAGUUAAACAUCACACACAAUGUAUAAACCUAUUACAAUUGGACCAGGCCAGCCCUGCUGGAGGUCUGCUAGGUGUGCAGGGUUCUGUUUCAGUCCAGCAAAAACACACCUGAUUCAACUUAUCAAACCUAAUGAGUUUAUAAUCAAGUGUGCUAUUGCUGGGCUGGAACAGAAGUCUGCUUACCCAGUAGAUCAGGGAUCAGUGGAGCAAGGUUGGUCACCGCUGGUAUGGAGUAUUUUGUUCACCUGAAAUUGUGAUUUAGUAAUAAUAGCCUACUUGUUACUACCACUCAAUGUUCUAUUGUUGUUUAGACUAAGAUGUCUAAUCUUUACAUACGAGUUAGCUUAUUUGUAUAUUUUUGUAGUGAUGAACAUUGACAUUGACACUAGUUCAUUUUGAAUAAUAGUUUAACAAUUUAAACAAGUUGAUGUUUAAAUUGUUAAACUAUUAUUCAAAAUGAACUAGUGUCAGUGUUGAUUAAUCACAAUCCUGCAAUAAAGAAGAGAAGGGGUUCUGUCUCUAAUGUGUCUGUUUCUGUGUUGUAUUCUCAAAUGAACAUUUCCUUUUUGUCUAGUUGUAAGAUCUCCAAUCUAUUUUAUUUUAUUGUCUCAGUAUAUCAGCUAUCUGAAUCCAUUUUGCAGCUUAUCAUAUGGCAUGCAUCACUGGCCUUAUGGGGAUCUGUCAUCUGAAGCAGAGAAUAGCUAAACUCUCACAUUGUUUACAUGUUGAGCUAUACAGUGCAUUCGGAAAGUAUUCAGAAAGUAUUCAGACCCCUUCUCUUUUUCCACAUUUUGUUACGUUACAGCCUUAUUCUAAAAUGGACUAAAUAAAUUGUUUUCCUCAUCAAUCUACACACAAUACCCCAUAAUGACAAAGCAAAGCAGGUUUUUAGAAUUAUUUGCAAAUGUAUUAAAAAUAAAAAACAGAAAUACCUUAUAUACAUAAGUAUUCAGACCCUUUGCUAUGAGACUCGAAAUUGAGCUCAGGUGCAUCCUAUUUCCAUUGAUCAUCCUUGAGAUGUUCCUAUAACUUGGAGUCUACCUGUGGUAAAUUCAAUUGAUUGGACAUGAUUUGGAAAGGCACACACCUGGGGAAGGGUACCAACACAUUUCUGCAUCAUUGAAGGUCCCCAAGAACACAGUGGCCUCAUCAUUCUUAAAUGGAAGGAGUUUGGAACCACCAAGACUCUUCCUAGAGCUGGCUGCCCGGCCAAACUGAGCAAUCGAGGGUGAAGGGCCUUGGUCAGGGAGGUGACCAAGAACCCAAUGGUAACUCUGACAGAGCUCUAGAGUUCCUCUGUGGAGAUGGGAGAACCUUCCAGAAGGACAACGAUCUCUGCAGCACUCCACCAAUCAGGCCUUUAUGGUAGAGUGGCCAGACGGAAGACACUCCUCAGUGAAAGGCCCAUGACAGCCCACUUUGAGUUUGCCAAAAGGCACUUAAAGGACUCUCAGACCAUGAGAAACAAGAUUCUCUGGUCUUAUGAAACCAAGAUUGAACUCUUUGGCCUGAAUGCCAAGCGUCAUGUCUGGAGGAAACCUGGCACCAUCCCUACGGUGAAGACUAGCCAGGAUCGAGGGAAAGAUUAACGGAGCAAAGUACAGAGAAAUCCUUGAUGAAAACCUGCUCCAGAGCGCUCAGGACCUCAGACUGGGGCAAAGGUUCACCUUCCAACAGGACAACGAUCCUAAGCACACAGCCAAGACAAUGCAGGAGUGGCUUUGGGACAAAUCUCUGAAUGUCCUUGAGUGGCGCUCCGGUACCGCUUGGCGUGCGGUAACAGAGAGAACAGUCUAUGAUUUGGGUGACUGGAGUCUUUGACAAUUUUUUGGGCCUUCCUCUGACACCGCCUAGUAUAUGGGUCCUGGAUGGCAGGAAGCUUGGACCCAGUGAUGUACUGGGCCAUACACACUACCCUCGGUAGCGCCUUACGGUCAGAUGCCAAGCAGUUGCCAUACCAAGCGGUGAUGCAACUGGUCAGGAUGCUCUCGAUGGUGCAGCUGUAUAACUUUUUGAGGAUCUGGGGACCCAUGCCAAAUCUUUUCAAUGUCCUGAGGGGGAAAAGGUGUUGUCGUGCCCUCUUCACGACUGUCUUGGUGUGUUUGGACCAUGAUAGUUUGUUGGUGAUGUGGACACCAAGGAACUUGAAACUCUCGACCGCUCCACUGCAGCCCCGUCGAUGUUAAUGGGGGCCUGGUUGGCCCUCCUUUUCCUGUAGUCCACGAUCAGCUCCUUUGUCUUGCUCUCAUUGAGGGAGAGGUUGUUGUCCUGGCACCACACUGCCAGGUCUCUGACCUCCUCCCUAUAGGCUGUCUCAUCGUUGUCGGUGAUCAGGCCUAAAUAUGUAUUCUGUGGAGCCCUUGGUCCAAGCCACUCACAAUGCUCAGUACAGAUGUUGUAGUGCUUUGUUAAGGAGCACUGGUAACAUCCAUGGCCUUGUGCAAAUGUGCCAUUGAUCUCCUUCCCCUUGGUAUAAGAGAGUCAGUCCUAUUCCCACAUCUUAUAAAGCAUGCUGAUCCAGCUGCUUGGCUAGAUGCCAUGUGUUGUUGUCAAUUAGGCUGUAAAUAGAAACAUGUAGAGGAAGCCAUUAUUGAGUCCCCUAGCUGAGGGCAGAAACAUGUCAUGACAUCAUCAUGUGCUGGAUGAUUGAUUCCGACACUCAAGUUGUAUUUUAUACUUUGCCACUUCACAGGAGAAUGGGUUUUAAUUAAAAAAAGAUGUCUCUUGCAUGGGUGAAAUAUCUUUAAUUAACGACACAUGAAAAGCAAUAAACAGUUUUGUUAGUGUUUCUCAACCAAUUGAAUGUGUGUGUUCACUCUAAAUUGAAGUGUUGCUGUCACGUUUCAGACAGACGACCAGAGGACCACAAUUGCGUCACACCAGAAAGUUUAUUAAAACUUAAGGGAAAAGGGAAGUAGGGAGUGAGUGAAGGCUCCAGGGGUAACAGGGAUCCCGUCCAAUGUGCUGGGUCUGUGCCCCCCCCAGUGGCAGCGAUGCGUCCUAUGACGCCGGUGGUGGGUGGUCCAGAAGUCCUGGGGGGGGGAAACACAGACACAACGGGGCGGAUGAAACAAGGCAGCAGUACAGUUCAAGGGAAAUCCAAAUACGUUGUAGCAAGGCAGAAGGCUGGUCAGAGUUACCGGGAUUGAAGAGUAGUCAGGAGUCGUUAUGGCAGAAAGCAGGUCUGGUUUUCCUGGGGCAGAAGAGUAUCCAAGAAUCAGGCAGGUCCGGGGUCACAAAACAAGGGUGAGCCAGAAGCGUGAGCAAACAGGUUCCGGGUGUGAGCUUUGCAGACGAUCUGACAAAGGAGAGCUGAAAGACAGGGCUUUAAAUACUGGGAGAGGUUAGUGGGUAAUGCAGCGCAGCUGGCAGAGUAAUUAGAGCAGAGCAGAGCAGGGACAGGUGGAGCUAGUUAGGCUGAGUAGAGAGAGUGGAAGAUAGUGGAAACAAAUAAAGGUGGUAACCCGGUGGAGUGAGAGGGCUCAUGACAGUUGCUGGAUUGAGGAAUAAGAGGAUAUUUGUAUUCUUUCUCUCCUCACACCUUUCCUCCCUCCUGUUUCUCUCAUUCAGAAGUCUACAUCUGGACUUCCCACACUCCCCGUUCAGUGCCAUCUAUGGAGUGCCCAUCAACAGCCCUGGGACCCUCUACCCCUCUGAGUUGCCCCCAUCAUAUGAGUCUGUGGUGGGGCUGGGGAUGGGGCAGACCCCUGCCAGUCAGGUGAGUACCACUACCAUCCUUCCCUCAUAAAAGACCAGUGUACUAGCCAGCCUCUUCUAACAUUAUACAUUCCCUAUUCACAGUCUGAGAAUAGUUUAGAACCCCUCUCACUGUUGAAUACUUUCCUGUUUACAUGCACAUUGUAAGAACACAACUACAAAGGAGAGUGCUAAGAAAGGCAUUUUGACUUCAGAAGAAGUUGUUGUAUGAGAUCACAAAGAGAGAAGGAGAAGUACAUAGAGAGAAGCUAGCUAGUUAGAGACUAGCUAGUUUCUAUUUGGGUUGAUGAUUAGUGAGGUGAGAGGAUGUUAUGCUCCUCUCGCUCUGUGUGUAAAUGACUGCCACAGGCUCUAAUAAGGGAUAAAUAAUAGAGAUUUGUGACAUUUCCUUCUGCAGAUCACCCAAUUCACUGCUGACUUCAUAAGGCCUCCUGUAAGACAGCAGCACACACAUACAGUGCAUUCGGAAAGUAUUCAGACCCCUUGACUUUUUCCACAUUUUGUUACGUUACAGCAUUAUUCUAAAAUUGAUGAAAUAGUUUUUUUCCCUCAUCAAUCUAAACACAAUACCCCAAAGCAAAAACAGGUUUUUAGAUAUUUUAGCUGAAAACUGAAAUAUCACAUUUACAUAAGUAUUCAGACCCUUUACUCAGUACUUUGUUGAAGCACCUUUGGCAGCGAUUACAGCCUCGAGUCUGCUUGGGUAUGACGCUACAAGCUUCGCACACCUAUAUUUGGGGUGUUUCUCCCAUUCUUCUCUGCAGAUCCUCUCAAGCUCUGUCAGGUUGGAUGGGGAGCGUCGCUGCACAGCUAUUUUCAGGUCUCUCCAGAGAUGUUCAAUCGGGUUCAAGUCCGGGCUCUGGCUGGGCCACUCAAAGUCAUUCAGAGACUUGUCCCGAAGCCACUCCUGCGUUGUCUUGGCUGUGUGUUUAGGGUCGUUGUCCUGUUGGAAGGUGAACCUUCGCCCCAGUCUGAGGUCCUGAGCGCUCUGGAGCAGGUUUUCAUCAAGGAUCUCUCUGUACUUUGCUCCGUUCAUCUUUCCCUCGAUCCUGACUAGUCUCCCAGUCUCUGCCACUGAAAAACAUCCCCACAGCAUGAUGCUGCCACCACCAUGCUUCACCGUAGGGAUGGUGCCAGGUUUCCUCCAGACGGGACGCUUGGCAUUCAGGCCAAAGAGUUCAAUCUUGGUUUUAUCAGACCAGAGAAUCUUGUUUCUCAUGGUCUGAGAGUCCUUUAGGUGCCUUUUGGCAAACUCCAAGUGGGCAGUCAUGUGCCUUUUACUGAGGAGUGGCUUCCGUCAGGCCACUCUACCAUAAAGGCCUGAUUGGUGGAGUGCUGCAGAGAUGGUUGUCCUUCUGGAAGGUUCUCCCAUCUCCACAGAGGAACUCUGGAGCUCUGUCAGAGUGACCAUCGGGUUCUUGGUCACCUCCCUGACCAAGGCCCUUCUCUCCCGAUUGCUUAGUUUGGCCGGGCCACCAGCUCUAGGAAGAGUCUUGGUGGUUCCAAACUUCUUCCAUUUAAGAAUGAUGGAGGCCACUGUUGUUCUUGGGGACCUUCAAUGCUGCAGAAAUGUUUUGGUUCCCUUCCCCAGAUCUGUGCCUCGACACAAUCCUGUCUCUGAGCUUUACAGACAAUUCCUUUGACCUCAUGGCUUGGUUUUUGCUCUGACAUGCACUGUCAAAUGUUGGACCUUAUAUAGACAGGUGUAUGCCUUUCCAAAUCAUGACCAAUCAAUUGAAUUUACAACAGGUGGACUCUAAUCAAGUUGAAAAAACAUCUCAAGGAUGAUCAAUGGAAACAGGAUGCACCUGAGCUCAAUUUUGAGUCUCAUAGCAAAGGGUCUGAAUACUUAUGUAAAUAAGGUAUUUUUGUUUUUAUUUUUAAUACAUUUGCUAAAAUUUCUAAAAACCUGUUGUCACUUUGUCAUUAUGGGGUAUUGUGUGUAGAUUGAUGAGCAAAACAAUUUAUUUAGUCCAUUUUAGAAUAAGGCUGUAACCUAACAAAAUGUGGAAAAAGUCAAGGGGUCUGAAUACUUUCCGAAUGCACUAUAGGUGUGAUGGAAAAAGUAUAUUUUAGAUGAGAUACAGAAGGCACAUCUUGUCUGCUAGAACAUCAGAGCAGGUAUAGAUUUCAGUUUGAUGAGUUUAAUGUAACAUCCUGUUUUUCCUGAACUCAGUCUUGGAGGUACUAUUGUUGUCCACCUGGAGAAAAUGGGAGUUGUCACUUCUUCAAGGAAUAUAGUUGGUUUCCUGUUUUAAUGCAGCUGGGUCGUUCCACCAAUUCGGUGCAUUCGAGAAGUGUAACUUGGUAAAAAAACUAACAUUUGAUUUCAUCUCAUUUUAAUAUUGUCAUAAAGAGCACAUGUUCAACUUUUCCCAUCUCUUGAGGUACAUUUUUUAAAAAGACUAUAGUAAUUGCCUAUUAAGUGCCAAAUAAAGUAACAGGGUUGACUGUAACAGGGUUGACGAUUUCAUCUUAAAUCAGCCAUACAUCCCCUUGUGACAGGGGGAAUGGAAGCUUGUUGUGUGCAACAGGGAGUGGCAAUUGAAUGCAAGCUUAACAAAAAAAUGCAAAAUAUAUUAUUUGCUCUAAAAUAUAAUACCAAAAGGCUUCCCCCCAUCUUUUAGAGCUCUUCACACAGAUCUUCUGAAAAUGAUCUUCUAACAAAGAAUCUGUGAAUGAGGUCAAAUCAGUAUAGCGUUUUCUCACCUGAAGUACAUGCCUUUGAAGUGUUGAUGCAGGGAGAGCACCUGAGGGGACUGGUUGCUGUUAGAUGUAUGCCUCAUAGGGGUGCAGCUGCAAUCGGAGGGAUCUAGAUUCCACUCUCGUCGCUCACCUAGCAGGUUGACUAGAAUAGAGGCAUGGACCCGAAAUGAUCAGUUUGUACAGGUGACUGCAGCUUAUGAACGGUAAGACUGAGGCUUUGUAUUGGAACAUACUGUAUAUUACAUGCUUCUAAGACCCUGAUUAUCCUUUUUCAUAUUCACUGCUAUGAUUUAGAAAUACUCAUCAUGAUGGGAUGAGUAAGCAAGCACACAUAACACAUAACAUAAUAAGCAUACAAUUAUCUAAGAAAACCACAUUAUAGUGACAGUUCACCACCUCUAAAAUCCCAAUGGAAUUCCUGAUGUAGAGUGGAUGAUGUGUGCUUGGAGAGCCCUCUACUGGCCAUAGUGUGGUAAUGAGCACAUGGUUGCCAGAUGUGUCGGGAAGAAGCAGAGGCCUCUAACAGAUGUCCUCCAAAAGGAUUCUCCGCCUCUCCCACCUGUUCCUCAUCUUUAAUAUGGGUUUCACUAAUGGCAGAAUUAUUUGGUUCCCUCACUCACUAUCCCUUUGGAAAUGUGUCUCCUUUGUUAACUGUAAGAACUAAUAAUGUAUGUGUGUGUGUGUGUCCAUUUGCUCCUCUCUGCAGGUCACUACCAGCAUUGAUCAGCAGGCCACUGAGUCCAGCCUCUGUGAGAGAAACACCACAGCUGGUCUCAGUACUCAGGGUAAGGAAGGCUUAAUCACUAUCACUACAGCCAUCCCUCACACCACAUUGACUGUGUGUGUGAACAGGCUGGUGUAUCUCAUCCAUAAGGUUGAGCCAUGUUUGAUAUCUAUGCCUGUACUGUAGUUUGGUCUGUGCAGCUGAUGCUUGUGCUCUCCUGUGUCCUGUCCUAGCCUCUGUGGACAGUGCCUCUCUAAUGGUAUCAGAGGAGGUGGCAGAAAUUCCAGACCACAGUUGCUCCUCAGAGGAUCUCUGUUCCCUGGAGGUGCAGGGCUCUGACUCCUCUCCCUACGGCACGCUGCACACCGCCCCGACUGAUGGCAGCUGUAUCAGUCUAGAGCUCAGUGCCCGCUUCUCCCACCGCCACCAUGGCCCGGCCCGGCUCGACGACACUGGCUACAGCGAUUCCUCCCACAACCAGGACUCCAUUCCCCGCUCUCCAAACUGGUCCAUAGAGAACAUCAACACACUGGAGCAUGAGGAGCCCAAGGGAGGAGCAACGCUACACACACACCUCAGAGAACGAGCCAGUAGGAAGCAGCUGAUUCUUCAUGUUCCUCCAACUCCUCCCUCCCUGCCCUCUGCCUCCACCUCUGCAUCCACAGCCUCCGUAGAGGCAGCCUCAGCAGCCCAGAGCCUCCCUGCCUGCCCCUCCCCGUCCCCCCCUGCCCGGCCCCGUGGCUCCCGGCUGUGCUUCAGUGUGUGGUCCCCAUCCUCCUCUUCCUCCUCCCCGGCCUCACAGCCCCCUUCUACCUCUGCGCCCGCAGAGCGACCCCGCAUGCUCCGGUCUGGCAGGCGGUAUCUCAAGCUGGCUCGCAUCGUACGCUCCACCAGUGACCCUAUCUCCUGUACCUCCAUAUCUGGAAGUACGUUAGUUGCUCCUGUGUCGGCACGGCACUGCUCCUCAUGGGUUGUUGCACUAACAUGUUGGUUAGGAAAGAUUAUGUCAUUACUGUUGAGAUGAACAGGGUUAAUCAGACCACACUUGCCACUGUGACUGUAGUGAUAAGUGAUACAAUUAUAGGUAACUAGCAUCACUUAAUUUAGUGAAAUGCAAAUAAUAUACUUUAGCAUGAGUACUUGUUCACCAUAAAGUUAACAUCUCCCUCUGCAGGUGACAGCUGUGGCUGCCCCUCUGCAAGCAACCCUCCUCCUGAAGAUUCUCCUCAGACUUCACCAGAGCAAGGUAACGCCCACCACACCAGAGCCUUUACCACCUCUCAACGAUGUAUGCCUUUCACAUUUCCCCACCAGAUCACUCCCCACCUAACCUGGCAGUCUACACGUACCUCUGGCGAAAACACCCAUUUAGAACAGCAACUCGUAGGAGAAAAUAGCGUUCACCUACAGAAUGUGCAAAUGUGUUGAAUGUGUUGAGUCCCGCCUGAUUGGAUGUUGUUGUCUGUUUGUGUCUUCGGUAUGUUCAGAGUCUACAGAGGUGGCAGCUCCUCUCCACACCGCUGCCAAAGUCAGCACCUGCAGUGGCAGGAAGCAGAAGGAGGGGAAGAAAGUGGACAUCCGCCUCAAACCGCGAGCCCUGCACACGGUCUCCAAUGAGCGCCCACACUCUCUGGCUGACCUCAAGACGUAUAAAGACACCAAAAUCCUGGUGGCCAAAUUCCUGGAGCACUCCAACUGUAGUUUACCUCCAGAAGUCCAGCAGGUGGUCAACAGCAUCAAGUAUGUCAUCAAGUCUGACGAGAGACACAUGGAGGAAGCUAUAUUCAGUGCCAAUGUCAUAGAUCAGGUAUGUCUAUCGAUGGGCAUGAGUAUGAAUGCAUAUAGAAAAAUAAGCUGGUCUGAUAACUUAAUGAAACCAUUGUUGGAUAAUUCUGGUCUAAAUUGUUGGUCAGUUAUAUUUAUGGAUUUGUUUGUUUGUGUCUGUUACUUUGCACAGGUGAUGACACAGUCACAGCGCAUCAUCGGCAGCCCAAGGAAGCGUGCCCAUGAAGACCUGCACCUCCAAAGCUGUGGGGCCUUGAGUUCCCCUUCCUCAUCCCUGCGCCGUCCACCUACAGCACCAGGGCCUCCCAACCCCCCUGCUCCCCUGGACUCCUCUCCCUCACCCUCUGAACGCACUCAAAGCCUUUUGUGUAGAGAGACCAUCCUUUGACCGCCUUCCCUCCCCACCAAGGACUCAACCCCUAUCUCUAUCUCAUAGUGCCCUGUGAGACCGUGCCAAGACAUCAGCAGAAACAGACUUAGCAAGUCAUGUCUGGAUUGGAUUGGCUUCUGUUCUCUCUCAUAUCAAAAACACCAGAAUGUUCUCUUCUCCCUCAGGGGAUUUUUUAACAGUCUAAACCCUGUAAAAUACACUUGUAAGCCAACUAAAUGGAGAUGUCAUGAUGAAAAACCAGUGCUCUACUUUAUCAAAAGGAAAAAAACAACUUUGUAUUAAAACUGUGAACUGGACAGACUUGGGAUGGUACUAGCUCCUGCAGACUUUGUGGAUUCUAACUCUGAUUGGCUGUGUGCCACUGUGUGCCACUGCAGGACAGAGAACUUUACAGAAGUGGAUUAUUUAACUUACCUCAAUGUGUUACCACUCUUAUCAGUGUUACAAUAAAAUAUGAC
Molecule: messenger RNA, 11456 nt
Organism: Coregonus sp. 'balchen'
Lineage: Eukaryota; Metazoa; Chordata; Actinopteri; Salmoniformes; Salmonidae
Source: the annotation of a GenBank genome assembly